AUGUCAAAACAGAAGUCGGACCAAACUCCUGAUGAUGUGGAAAUUCCAGUGGAAAAAAAAGAGUUUAUGGAUGAGUUCUUUGCUCAGUUUGAAGAAAUCCGCACCAGUAUAGACAAGAUUGAUGAAAAUAUAGGCGAGAUAAAGCGACUGUAUUCCGUCAUCCUCUCUGCACCGACAUCAGACCAGAAGACACAGGAUGAAUUGGAGGCAGUUACGAAUGAGAUAAAGAAAUUGGCCAACAAUGCUCGCAACAAACUCAAAAGCAUUGAGCAGAUUUUGGCAUCUAACACCGAGGAGAGGGUUUCAGCAGAUAUGCGGAUAAAGAAAUCUCAGCAUGCCAUUCUUGCUAAGAAGUUUGUAGAGUUGAUGACCAAAUAUAAUGAAGCCCAAGUGGAGUUUAGAGCUGGAGAUCAGGCCAGUGUUGGAUCCUGUCUUACAACUGGCAAAGCCACUACUGAUGAAGAACUGGAGGAAAUGCUGGAUGGAGGAAACGCUGCAGUAUUCACAGCAGGAAUUAUGGACUCUGGGAUAUCAAAACAGGCACUAAGUGAGAUUGAGGCACGACACAAAUAUAUUAUGCGACUGGAGAGCAGCAUAAAAGAGUUGCAUGACAUGUUUGUGGACAUUGCAAUGCUGGUGGAGAAUCAGGGAAGCAUGAUUGACAGGAUUGAGAGCAACAUGGACCAGUCAGUGGGUUUUGUGGAAAGAGCUGUGGCUGACACCAAAAAGGCUGCCAAGUUCCAACAAGAAGCACGGAGGAAGAAAAUGAUGAUCAUGGUGUGUUGCACAAUUUUUUGGGUCAUCUGUGGUUCUCUGGUGUACAGCUGGCUGACAUAAACGCCAAGGUGAAGAGGUUGUCUACUUUUCCAAGUCAUGCUUUUAUAAAGAAUCAAGAGAAGCAACUUAGUGCUGAUGAACUCAAAACAUCCCUACACACACAACAUGUCUUCCAGUGCUUGUUCAUCUAAUUUCCCCACUUUUUUUGUCUUUUAUGUUUUUCCUGUCUUAUCAGUUGGCCUUGCACUGUUAGAGGCAUCACGGUAAAAUGUGAUAUGCAAGCUAUCUGUUCAUUUUAGGGCUGUGGUAUGAAAUAUUGCUUUUAUUUAAUUAAUUGUUUUCUAGGAACUUAUGAUAAACAAUACAUCUCUGCUGAAAAAAAUAAACAGCUAAAACCAGCUUAAGUUGGUUGGCUGGUUUUAACUGGUCGUCCAGCCUGGUUGGCCAGCUUAGUCCAAAUUAUUUUAAGUUUUUCAUUGAGGGUAAAUAUGGUUCUGUCUUUACUGACCAUUUGCUUAUUUAGUGUAGAUGAGUAGCACUUAGUUGAUUUAUUUCGUAUGUUUAGCUGGUAUUUUCUUUUAUGUACGUGAUAAUAGUAUAACUCUGUAUUCUGGAGACACUUGAGUUUAACUCUACAGUAGUCUGGCUUGAGUUGUUUAGACUGAGUAAUUGUGAUUAAAAGACCGGUGUUGU
Sinocyclocheilus grahami is the source of this 1470-nucleotide messenger RNA. RefSeq names its product syntaxin-3-like. The coding region runs from base 1 to 837 and encodes 278 amino acids. Gene Ontology annotation, cellular component: plasma membrane; SNARE complex; endomembrane system. Lineage: Eukaryota; Metazoa; Chordata; Actinopteri; Cypriniformes; Cyprinidae. The record is from RefSeq and is a predicted model, not a curated record. The transcript has 10 exons. Gene Ontology annotation, molecular function: SNARE binding; SNAP receptor activity. Gene Ontology annotation, biological process: exocytic insertion of neurotransmitter receptor to postsynaptic membrane; intracellular protein transport; vesicle fusion.